CAUCCGUGAGUCAUUUUCUACCCAUCUCUGGGCACGCGGUAGUGACCACCCUAAGAGGUUUGCAGACUUGCAGAAUGGCAGAAGCGGAUCCUAACAGGGUCUCGGAACCUGCCGCCCAGGGGGUGGAUGGAGAGAUGGUAGCUAUCUCGUCUAGCGAUUCUGGGGACGAGUCUGACAGCAGCAGCUAUAGCAGCAGCAGUAGUUGCAGUAGCAGCAGUGGCCGCAGCCCAUUCUAUAGACGUAUAAGUGUACCUGGGCCCUCCAGAAGUGUGAGGCGGGCUCCGUCAGGUAGAAGUUUCGUGGAUCAGCUGCCUCGGGCGGUUAGAAAUCGUGUGCAGGCUCUCAGAAAUAUUCAAGACGAAUGUGACAAGGUAGACGCCCUGUUCUUAAAGGCAGUUCACGAUCUCGAACGAAAAUAUGCCGAACUCAAUAGGCCUCUGUACAACCGGCUAUUCCAAAUCAUCAAUGCAGAAUAUGAGCCCACGGAAGAAAAAUGUGAAUGGAAUUCGGAGGAUGAGGUGUUCAGCAGCGAUGAAGAGAUGCAGGAAGACUCUAGUGAGAUGCCUGCUUUAGAGAGUGAGGAAGAAGAGGAUGACCUGGAAGCAAAACCUGAGGUCAAGGCUGAAGAAAAUGUAACACCAAAAGAAAAUUCCGAAGCAAAGACUGAAGAAAAAGCACAGUCCAAAGAUGCUCUGGAGGCCAGGCCUGAAGUUAAAGAAGAUCCAAAAUAAGCCCUCCAGGCAAAGGCAGAAGAUAAAGGGCAGGCUAAAGCAGCAGAGGCUAAGGCAAGGACUCCAGGAAAAGAGGCUCCAAAAAGAGUUCCUGAGGUCACGCCUAAAGACAGAGCUCUUAAAAGAGCUCGAAAGGGAAAGCCUAAAAGAUAAGAUCCUAAAGGCAUUCCUGACUAUUGGCUGACUGUGUUCAAGAAUGUUGACAAGCUGGGGCCCAUGAUUCAGAAGUAUGAUGAGCCCAUUCUGAACUUCUUGUCUGAUGUUAGCCUGAAGUUUUAAAAACCCAGCAGGCCUGUAAGUUACACAUUUGAAUUUUGCUUUCUACCCAAUCCAUACUUCAAGAAUGAGGUGCUGACCAAGAGAUAUAUAAUAAAGUCAAAGGCAGAUCGCAAUGAUCCCUUCUUCUCUUGGGACUGGGAAAUCCAAGAUUGCAAAGGCUGUAAGAUUGGAGAAGAGGAAAGGAUGUCACGAUGACAACCACCCAGAGUUGCACAGCAGCUACUGGACAAGUUGAAACCCAGCCAAGAGUGGUUCCUGAUGCAUCAUUCUUCAAUAUCUUUAGCCCUCCUGAGAUUCCUACUAUCGGAAAGCUUGAACCACGAGAAGAUGCUAUCCUUGAUGAAGAUUUUGAAAUUGGUCAAACUUUGCAUGAUAACAUCAUCCUGAAAUCAAUCUAUUACUAUACAAGAGAAGUCAACGGUACCUAUGAUUCCAUAAAGAUUAUGGAAAUAGGAAAUAACGAAAAUAUAAAAGAGGCUGCAUGAAAGAAUUUUCAGGAAUCUCAAAUUUCAAGCAGAAAUGAAACAGGUUUAUAUAGCUUUGAAAAAACCUGCCCUGUAAUCUCAACACUAGUAUUCCUCAUAGUCUUGAGUUUUUGUACUUUCUUCAUAGCCUCAAAUAUAGUCUUAAAUUGUCUUAAAUAUCAGUUGAUUCUAUCUAGCCUGUUGUUGUGUAAUAUUCUUCAAAACGUGUAACUUGCUGUCAGUUGUCUAAAGCAUGUUGUUUGGUGCUACAAAGUUUUAAUUUUUGUGAAAUUUUUUGUUGUGUUCCUAUUACAAUAUAGCUGUGAAAACUGUAAGAAUUGUUAACCAAGACAAUAUUUCCUUGGAAUAAAACAAAGUUCCUGAAAUAUCAAUGCAAGUUUUUUUUUUUUUUCCAGACUGGAAGACUAAGGCUUUAAAUCUGCUUUGUACUAGCUGUGCUUUCAUUUGCUACAGAAAUACAAUAUUAUACUAGCUUGCACAGUGCAUUGUGAAAUUUGACUGCUUGAAAAAAGAUUAGCAUACAUUUAAUAAUGUCCAUCAAACCAUGUAUGAUAUGACUGAGCAUGUUAAUGUGACAUAGUGAUUUAUAAAUUUAAGUAUAAUGAAGUUACUGUUUACUGCUGAGGUGUUAAUAUAACAUAGCAUUUUUUAAAAAAUUCUGCUCAUCUUAUCCUGUGUAACUGUGAA
Molecule: messenger RNA, 2182 nt
Organism: Capra hircus (goat)
Lineage: Eukaryota; Metazoa; Chordata; Mammalia; Artiodactyla; Bovidae
Product: nucleosome assembly protein 1-like 3
Exons: 1
Coding region: 75-731 (218 amino acids)
Biological process (GO): nucleosome assembly
Cellular component (GO): chromatin; nucleus
Molecular function (GO): histone binding; chromatin binding
Source: RefSeq, a predicted model, not a curated record